Gallus gallus (chicken) is the source of this 3573-nucleotide messenger RNA. RefSeq lists its product as uncharacterized. Gene Ontology annotation, molecular function: RNA stem-loop binding. The record is from RefSeq and is a predicted model, not a curated record. Lineage: Eukaryota; Metazoa; Chordata; Aves; Galliformes; Phasianidae. The coding region runs from base 263 to 961 and encodes 232 amino acids. The transcript has a single exon.
AAGACUGCGGAAUGCGAAGAACAGUGAAAAAAGCUGUGUGAUGAUUAAUGCUGUACCAAUAGCUAGCGAGCAAGACGUGUGAUUUCAGUGUGCUAACCAAUUAUAAGUUGCCGUGUGUACCCUGUAUUUUCGUAUAAGUAUGAGCUGAUUCGGGCAAUAAAGUAGGAUUAGAAGUUUCCACCAUUACUUCUGUGAAGACGCGUGGAUUCAUUCAGGCUGCCUUCCUUGAAGUGGCGCCCGAACAGGGACUCGUAAUGAUGAAAUGAUGCCGCUAAUGUCUUUGUUGCGCGGUACCUCUCCGCAGGCUCCUGUGCAUCUUUCUGCGGAGCAGCACCAGUGCCUCCAGGUGCUUGGCAACAAGCUUCUGUCUGCCUACGUGGAUCGCCGCUUCCCGGACGUUCCCAUUGGGGUGCUGGUUGUCAGUCAUCCCGAUUCCCCCUUCGCCCUGCUGUGUCAAUGGUUGUUGUGCCAUAAAGAAACGGGGGAAAGACUGCCCACUGACAACCCUCGAGGUGGCACAACAACAACAACAACAGCAGCAACAACAACAAUGGCAGUGGCAACGAUUGCGAAGGUGAAGGACACCGAACGGGUCAGCAUUUUGGAGUGGAUUUUCUUACCACAUUCUCCGCCUAGGAGUGUCUGGGAACAGACGGCGGUAUUAGCGUACCUAAUAAAGAAAGCACAGCACCGGACAGUAGAAAUCAGCGGGCAGGAACCAGCAUUUAUUAGUUUGCCCUUGAAAGUGGACAUGCGGGAACGGAUGCUGCGUAACUCUGAGCAUCUACAGCAUGCAUUGCUAGGUUUUCCGGGUGCAAUAAGUGACUGUUUUCCGACAGACCCGCACCUACUGGUCAUAGCAAAGCAGCGUUGGCUAAGCCGCCCAAAGGUAUCAGAUAGGCCAAUUGAUGGCAUGACUGUGUAUUCUGAUGCUGGAAAACGGACUUGUAAGGCGGCAUGAUGAUCUUUAAGGUCUUUUCCAACAAAGCAAUUCUAUGCAAGCAACCAUUAUUACAGUUCAAUUGCACAUUAAGUCAAGAUUUACUACCUGCCCUAAUUGGAAUGAAUCUUGCUUUAGUGAAGAAAUUACUGCAACAUGAUGAUCUGCGCCAAGUGCUAGAACGCGUCCAAGAUAAUGAACAAAAAACCCUCUAAUUACUGUUUACCAUGAUACAAAAGAGAUGCACCAUGUCCUGGAAAGGGUGAAGAAGGAUGGAGAACAGCAUUGGUGGGAAACACUUCCUGGAUGGUUACCAACAGCAACAGGAAUUUUUCGUUCCGUGCUUCACCCAGAUGGGAUCCUAUUAAUCCUAACAUUGCUAUGUUUAUUGCUUGUAAUCAUAUUAUAUGUGAGCGCCUGGCACAUGCUAAAGCGGCUAACCUGACUUGAGUUACCCAAGGAAUCCGGAAGUCGGCCUAGGUACUAGAUUACUUCUCCUGGCCUCUUGGAGAUCCAUGGGUGAGGCAAGUUCUGUUAUGCGCAUUAGCAGCACUCGUGCUUUUAUCUUGAUUGAUCCUUUGCUUUAUGUGAUUCUUAUCUAAAGUACUGAAUGUUCAAUUAUUGCAUAAAUCAAAUUCAGAAUUUGUACGUGUGCUUUUCCCUUUUCCCUUCAUUCCCCUCAAAGCUUUUCUCCUUAGUACCACCACGGGACAGUGUAAACAAGCUUUGAGCCACUGUAUGAACCCUUCUUUGUUUUUUUGGCUCAAAGCUUGCUUUCUGAGGCAUUUCUUGCGAUAAGACUCUGACUUAGGUGAGAGGUGGGCGUUGCCGUGCGGCAAUCAACAUCACCGUGUGGACAAUUUUACAUUUGAAAUCAUUUAUUCGGAGCUGUUUGCCUCCGGAAGAGAGUGCUCAGGAGUGUUUACUGGCAGAAGAUCUGGCCUGUGACUAAAUAGCCCCAGCUUGGUAUGGGAAAAUUGGGGAAUGAUACCAUCGUGUCCUGUGAAAAAACAGGAUGCAGGUGGGCAUCCCUGCUCCCUCUUAUCUGCUGGCAAGGCCCGGAAGAUGGGAACAAAGGAGUUUCUGCUGAGAUCCCAGAGCCAGAAGCUGCCGCUCCAAGGAGAGCUGACUCAACCACUUUGGAUUCGAGCUGUCACUCCUAAGAGAGCUGACUCAACCACUUUGGACUUAUUUAUAAGUUCGUACUGCUAUUGGAAAUUGUCGCCGUGGUCACCGUCGUCGUCAACAGAACACCACCACCCGACAACCCACCACUACUGAAUCGAGACAUCCUGUUAACCUACAAGCCUAAAUAUAAUUAAUGCUCAACAUUAUAUUAAGUUUUCAUAGCUAACUGGAUCACUGGAAGAGAGGAAACAGUGCUCUUAAAAGUUUUAACUCGUAACUCUGCCAGACUGCACAUCUCAUUUGUUACGUUAACAUACUUUAACAUCCUAAUGUUAAACUACACGUUCCUGAAGUAAAAUAGGAAUGUUAUGUAAGGUGUUGUGAAGUACUUGAAUUGAGGGGGGAUUUGCUGCCUUGUAAGCUACCAGUGCAUGUUCUUCUGUAAGGUAGUUCUGAGCAGUUCCUCAAUAUCCUGUUGUUACCAGUGCAGCGCUACACAGGGUUAGUGUUUAAGGCAGAUAUAGGUCUUGUAGUCUAGUGCUUCUCUCCCCUUCUGUUCCAACACAUGGCACAAAUCACAUUUCUCAGUGGUGCAGACACUCACGUGUGAAUUUUAAGCAAACCAAAAUUGUAACUAGUGUGGUACUUUGCAGGCUAUAUAGCAGCUUCCAUCCCUCUUCACUGCAUCUAGAACCGAGGGAGACUUAAAAAUCCCCUUCACUACAGCAAACAGAUGAGACUCGCUAUAUUUUUUCCCUCAUGUUUUCAGUAGUUAAUGUAUAUGUUUUUACUUGUUUUCUUAAAAAAAGAAAAAAACAACACAACAAAAACAAAACAAAAAACACCUCCAAAACAGUUGAAGAACAAAAACUUAAAGGCAAGACCAAAGAGCUGUAAGAUAAAGCAACAUGCUUUGUUUUGAAUGCCAAAUCUACCUUAAGUUGCAGAAUUACAACAACAACCGAGUGUAUUUGUUCAGUUGACUCAUUUUUGGGUAGAUUUAAAACGUUCAUAAGUGCUUUUAAGAAACAAAGACUCACUCGCUUGAAGUCAUUCAUAUUUGUCGCUUGGACUGGAGUUCCAAUAAACGUCAAGUAUGUAAUUCUUGUUGCCUCUUCAUCACCGUGAUUGGACUGGACAAACAACUAAAAAAAAAUCCCAAAACACAAAAGCUAAGAUAAACAGUCCACCCCUCAAUUAACACAUAACAUGUUAGACACCCCAAAUUUUUGAACUAACCAAAUUAACGCUUUUUCCAGCCCUAAAGGCCUGGUUACCCUUGGGAGACACGAUUAUCCUCUUACUUUAAAUAAUGAUUAUAUAGAAUGCUAUUAUUUUCUAUCGGUUUCAUUAAAAAUCCCCCACAGUUUGGAAUGUUCCAGCUUCUAUUUCCAAUCUGAGACCACAAUCAACAAUCAAAACCAAGAUAUAAAAAGUCACAGUUCACCGUUCAUUCAAAUCUUACUUAAAAUAAAGUUAAAUACGAAGUCUUAACGGCUUCAUUG